This is a messenger RNA of Rasamsonia emersonii CBS 393.64, 1197 nucleotides long. RefSeq names its product DUF455 domain protein. The transcript is spliced from 2 exons. The record is from RefSeq and is a predicted model, not a curated record. NCBI's taxonomy places the organism in Eukaryota, Fungi, Ascomycota, Eurotiomycetes, Eurotiales, Trichocomaceae. The coding region runs from base 1 to 1197 and encodes 398 amino acids. Gene Ontology annotation, cellular component: post-mRNA release spliceosomal complex; U2-type spliceosomal complex. Gene Ontology annotation, biological process: mRNA splicing, via spliceosome.
AUGCAGGGCUUCAUUAUGUCCCCCCCCGACCAGGAGGGUCUCACGACGGGCAACAAGCUCGCCGGGAAACACCCUCUUGGUGCGCGCGCGCGCCACCUCCACACGAAAGGCGCCCUGAUCGUGCGCUUCGAGAUGCCCUUUGCGAUCUGGUGCACCAACUGCAAGCCCAAUGAGGUGCUCAUCGGCCAGGGAGUCCGCUUCAACGCCGAGAAGAAGCGCGUCGGCAACUACUAUUCCACGCCCAUCUACAGCUUUCGCAUGAAACACACGCUCUGCGGCGGAUGGAUCGAGAUUCGCACCGACCCGAAGAACACCGCGUAUGUCGUCACGGAAGGCGGGAGGAAGCGCGACACGGGCGAGGACAAGCUCACCGGUGAGCCGGGCGAGAUCCCUAUCCGUCUUGGGCCGGGGGACGAGGCGGAGAAAGACGCCUUCGCGCGUCUCGAGGGCAAAGUCCAAGACCAGAAGCAGUUCGAGACAGCGAAAAGUCGGAUUGAGGAGCUGCAGAAACGCCAGGACCGGGAUUGGGAGGAUCCAUACGAGAAGUCGAAGCGACUGCGGAGGGCCUUCCGCGAGGAGCGCAAGCGGCUCGAGAGAGCGGACGCAGCCAACGAAGCGCUGAAGGACAAGAUGAGUCUGGGUAUCGACCUGCUCGAAGAAAUGGAGGAGGAUCGCGUGCGCGCCGGUCUCGUGCAGUUCGGUUCCGCUUCUUCCGACGAUUCCGCCAGGGCGAGUCGCUUGAAGCCGAUGUUCGAAACGACGUCGUCCCGGUCACCGUCAUCUUCCCGCGACAACAAGCGUGGAGGAAGCGGGAAGCGACUGAAAUCGGAGGCUCUUGCCGCGGAAAGAAAAGCUCUGCUGAGCAGCGAGCUUCGAGGGAACACCCGCGCCGCGCUAGACCCGUUUCUCAACGAGGGCCAAAUCACCUGGCAACCAGCACUGCUGAAAACGCGCAAGACUCAGACGACACCCCGGGAUCAGGUCCAAGCUGAGCCUGAUGGUGAUGGAAAUGGAGAGACUGCAACCUCAACCCCCGAGCAAAAUCCCCUGGCAGAGGCAGCGGCAGUGGAAGUACCAGACGAAAAACAAGCGCCUGCAGGUCAGGCUGCGACGACGACGACGACAACGACAACAACGACGAAAGCAACACCAGCAUUAUCAACGGCGUUGGUAAAUUACGGGUCGGACACGGAGUGA